Molecule: messenger RNA, 1702 nt
Organism: Daucus carota subsp. sativus
Lineage: Eukaryota; Viridiplantae; Streptophyta; Magnoliopsida; Apiales; Apiaceae
Product: patellin-4-like
Exons: 4
Coding region: 273-1556 (427 amino acids)
Molecular function (GO): lipid binding
Source: RefSeq, a predicted model, not a curated record
GGUUCCAUUCCACAUGACAAAAAACCAGAGGAAAAAUAUUGGAAAAUUCCUCUUCUGGAAUCAGAUUUGAGCCCUGUGGCUUGGCUUUCACAUCGGAAAGUAUGUUCUGCAUUUGCCAGAACAGUAACUAGAGUGGAGGUCUCGAUAAAUUUAAGUCUGUCUAACAUGUUCCAUUUUCCACUUGGACCUGGCCCUUGAGCAGAGAUUAUUGAUCUAGUGCAUACCGCCUCUGCCUAAUCUAGCGGAGUCCAUUGGGGGAUUCUGUAACAGGAAUGAAGAUGCCGAAUGAAGCAAAAGUGCACCCGACCUCCAGUGAUCUUGCUGAGACCACAUUUUACGGCCAGGAACUUGAUCAAGAAUUUGACAUUUAUGACGACCACCAGGCUCCUCUGGUGAUGACAAUUUCAAAAAUGAAGGCUCUGUCUGAAUUCAGGUGCAAACUGGAAGAUGCAAUUCAGAACAAUUACAUCUAUGAAAACGAGACGUCUUCCUUUACACAAGAUGCAAAGGACGAGGAACGUCUUCUGGACCUCAGCCUCUGGGGCGUUCCUUUAUUGCCUAGCAAAGGCCACGAGGCAACUGAUAUUGUUCUCACCAAAUUCUUAGAAGCUACACAUUUCAAGGUCUCUGAGUCCCUCUCCAUGCUCCAAAGAACAUUAAUAUGGCGAAUGAAGAAAGGCAUUGAUGAAAUCUUACAUGAAAACUUUGACCCUGAUCUUGGGGAAGUCGGACACGUUAGCACUAAAAAAGGAAUCAAAGGCCACUCCGUGUGCUACAUUAUAUAUGGAACUUACAAGGAAAAAAAUGCAUACAAGGAAAGAUUCAAUUCAUACGACAAAUAUGAGGAUUUCUUAAGAUGGAACAUCCAAUUCAUGGAGAGGUGUGUUCAAACACUAGAUCUCAGACCUGGCGGCACAAAUUCCAUCAUUAUGAUUAUAGAUUUGAAGGAUGCCCCGGGUCCAUUGAUCAAGGACCUGCCCAGUUUUGACAAGAAAAUGUUAAAUCUUCUGCAGAAUUAUUAUCCUGGAAUCAUAUACAGAAACAUUGUUAUCAACGUUCCCCUCUGGCUCUUGACGUUCCAUGCAUUACAAAUCUUGCCAUUAACACAAAAGACUCACAAGUUUAUAUUCGUGAGGCCAUUCAGAGUUGCCAAGACCCUUCUCAAGUUUAUAGCACCGGAAAACUUACCAGUUCAAUACGGAGGCCUUGAACAAGAGACCGGGGACCUAUCUCAGGGAGAUGCAAAAGUUGUGCAUCGAAAAAUAAGACCUCUUUCUGUGGAAUGUUUUCAGAUUCCAGUGCCUCAGGCAGGGGUGACUGCGUUUUGGUCCAUGACUGUGGUUGGAUUUGAGGUGAGCUACAAGGAGGAAUUCAUCCCGAACGAUGAUUGCUCUUAUCAGAUUCUGAUUCAGAAGGAAAUGAGGAUGGGAAAAAGUAUAACGAGUUCAUUUUAUGUAAGGGAGCCUGGGAAGAUAGUAGUGAGCAUUAAGAAUGGAACGCCCAAGAACAAACUGGCUUUGUGCAGGCAUUGGAUUCAGUCCACUGCCAGCCCGUGACCAAUUAUCAUAAGUUAAGAAAUGAUAGAUGUUCCUUUCAUUUGUUAAUCAUUAGAAUGUUGUGAAUAUAGACCAGAUUUAAAAAAAGUGCUAUACGCUACUCGUCCAGUGGUUAUUAAAUGUCAAACAAAUGAAUUUUUAGUUUC